This is a messenger RNA of Uranotaenia lowii, 1597 nucleotides long. RefSeq lists its product as uncharacterized. NCBI's taxonomy places the organism in Eukaryota, Metazoa, Arthropoda, Insecta, Diptera, Culicidae. The record is from RefSeq and is a predicted model, not a curated record. The transcript has 2 exons. Bases 146 to 985 code for a protein of 279 amino acids.
UGUUAUAGCAACACAUUCAGUUUGAGUUUAGUGGUUCACUUUAGAUCACACGCAUUCGCAAAACGUGAAUCCAUUCAUAAGUAGUGUGGACCUGCCUAGUCGGAUACCGCAUGACCAGGGGCGCGCACAAAGUGAUUGAUGCAAAAUGACCGACGAUGUCACCGAGAAGAGGACCAGCGAUGAUGUCGGCCGCAUUCUGGGCAGCGUCCGGGCCGGCGAGCUAGCACAAACCCGGUUCACCCGGAUUCCGGCCAAACACUUGAACAAGGAAACGGUGGCCGGCAUUCGUGAUAUGAGCCUGGGCAAAGUCAAAAACGGAACACCAGUGGGAGCACCAACGAUUCGUUUCGACACCGGCUUGAACAGCAAAACUCAACCUCACAUAAACAUCGACCCGAAGGGCUUCCCCAACAAGGCAAAUCCGCACAUUAACGUUUCGAAGGAUGUCGUUUCAGGAGCACGGGUCGCUAGCAAAGUGUUAAAAUAUGCCGGCAUUACGCUAACCGUUGUAGCUGUUGUGAUUGACACUUGGCGUAUUGGUUCUGCCUUCAAGGAUGAUCUCUACAUCAGGGAUAACGCAUCCGCGAUAAUAGCGGAACUGCAGGAGGCUAUCGAAAAAUUGAAGAUCAGCUUGAAGUCUUCCAACAGUGCUGCCGAACGGAAGGAAAUUAGAGAAACUUUGGAGCAUCUGGAAACGGUUCUGAGGGAUGUCAAGCGAACCCGUAAAGCGCCCGUUAAAACGAUCAAGACCGUCGCAUCGGUCGGUGGUUCCUGGGGUGGUGGGCUGGCCGGUGGUGCGGGUGGAGCUUGGGGUGGAGCACAAGCUGGAGCAGCCAUAGGAGCAUUUUUUGGACCGGUUGGUAUUGUUGUGGGCGGUCCGGUAGGAGCAGUUGUUGGAGCAAUUGGCGGUGGAAUAACCGGUGGAAUCAUCGGUAGCAAGACAGGAGAAACUAUUGCCGAUGCAGGACUUUCAUUAGCAGAUUGAAUACGUUAGAAAUUGGGGAGCCAUGCACAGCCGUUUGAAUCCGAAUAUUCUUAUGAAAAACCAAAACUUUUUUGAAAACAACCAUUUACACUUUUAUCAGCUGGUUUUCUGUGUGCUUAUUGAACAAGAUCUAAGCAUGAACAAUGUACUCUCUGAAAUAAAUAAAAUGUCAAAAAUUAGUUUUUUAAGUUAAUCACAUUUCUUUCAACUCUUUACGCAAAAAAAAUAUUUUUCUGGUAUUAAUUACUGGGUUAUUUUUGACCAAGGAACAUUAAGAUCCGAUAAUUUUGACUUGGAAUACAGAACUCAUCUAGAGAAAACUUGAUAUUGAAAAGUAAUAAUAAAGUCGAGACAUAUGGUUUCUGGCUAAGUUUGUAGUACUUGAAUCAAGCUUAAUGAUAUGACAUUUUGUUUAUGGAUCAGUUUGCCCAAUUACCCUAAAAUUUCGCUAAAUUAUGGAAAAUUAAAACUUGAAAUUGCGAAAACUUCUUAAGGAAAAGUAGUAGAGAUUUAAGAUCUAGUGCAAAAUGUGCGUAUUGACUUAUUGAGUGUCUUGAAGUCUUAAUAAAUGUUGUGAAUAUUUUAUGUAAAUAAAAUUUCAGAAAAGUAUCG